Jatropha curcas is the source of this 2919-nucleotide messenger RNA. RefSeq names its product Fibronectin type III domain-containing protein (gene VRN5). The record is from RefSeq and is a predicted model, not a curated record. Gene Ontology annotation, biological process: vernalization response; epigenetic regulation of gene expression. Gene Ontology annotation, molecular function: protein binding. Lineage: Eukaryota; Viridiplantae; Streptophyta; Magnoliopsida; Malpighiales; Euphorbiaceae.
GCAGAACCAACCCUGCUUUCAAACUGAAUCAGACUGCCCAAACGUUUGUUUUUUUUUUUUUGCGCGUGAGCUUCCCUCCUCGUCGUCGUCUCAAUUGUAGUUGUUCUAAAACGUGAACAACUCGUACAAGCCUCCUCUUCUCUCUCUCUCUAACAAACUAACAACGAAACGAAUAGAGGUUUUUCUCUCUUUCUCUCUCUUCUCGGAUUUGUGUCCUCUGAAAGCGAAUUUUUUGCUAUUGGACCCAUUAAAACCCUAGGUUCCUCUCCCAUUAUCCACAGGCAGGGCUGUGGAAAUUAUUGCGCCGCCUGUUGAAAAAUGGAUUUAGAGGAUAAAUUCCUUGCUAGAGUUUCUGGUGUUCAAAGCCUUUCUUCCAGUGUGCAAAGCACCCCGGAGAAAAAUGGGAAUUCAGAUGAUGCUUCAAGAAGUCCAGAACUUCUUCAGGAGUUUCUGAAAUCUGGUCCUAAAAAGGAACUCCUUCGAACUUGCUUUGAUAAGGACAAGAAGCACACAGCUUCAUCAAAGAGCAAAACAGAAUUUAUGAAGAUAGGCAACAUAACAGUUAAGAAACAAGAAGCCAAAAAAUCUUCUUCCAGUCCCAAUAAUCAGCCUUCCCUUAAGAAGCAACAAAGGAAGGGGGAAAACCCUACACGACUCACACCUACUUCCGAGCAAUUAUCGGACUUUGGAUGUUCAAAUUCGUGGAUAUGUAAAAAUUCUGCUUGUAGAGCUGUUCUGUCCAUUGAUGACACAUUUUGCAGGAGAUGCUCUUGCUGUAUUUGUCAUUUAUUUGAUGACAAUAAAGAUCCUAGUCUCUGGUUGGUUUGCACUUCUGAAAAUGGUCAGGGGGACUCCUGUGGACUUUCAUGUCAUAUUGAGUGUGCUCUCCAAUGUGGAAAGGUGGGUGUUGUUGAUCUGGGGCAAUUGAUGCAGCUGGAUGGUAGUUAUUGCUGUGCUUCUUGUGGUAAAGUUUCAGGAAUACUUGGAUGUUGGAAGAAGCAGCUAAUAAUUGCGAAGGAUGCCCGUCGUAUUGAUGCGCUCUGUUAUAGGAUAUACUUGAGCUACAGACUAUUGGAUGGUACUGCAAGGUUUAAAGAACUGCAUGAAAUUGUGAAAGAUGCAAAAGCCAAACUAGAAACAGAGGUGGGUCCAGUGAAUGGUGUUUCUGCCAGGAUGGCUCGUGGCAUUGUCAGCAGACUCUCUGUUGCUGGUGAUGUGCAGAAACUUUGCUCUCUUGCAAUUGACAAAGCAGAUGAGUGGCUGGCUAGUAUUUCAAAUGGAAACUCAAACUGCAGAGAGGAUUCACUUCCUGCUGCUUGCAGGUUCUUAUUUGAAGAAGUGACGUCAUCAUCUGUCACAAUCAUUUUAAUUGAAUUGUCUACUGCAUCUGAUGAUAUUAAAGGCUACAAGCUCUGGUAUUGCAAGAGUAGAGAAGAAAUGCACACAAAAGAUCCUAUUUGUGUGUUUCCAAGAGCUCAGAGAAGGAUUUUGAUAUCCAAUUUGCAGCCCUGUACCGAGUAUACUUUCCGGAUUGUCUCAUAUACAGAGGCUGGUGACUGUGGUCACUCUGAGGCUAAGUGUUUUACCAAGAGUGUAGAGAUAAUUCACAAGAAUCCUAAUACUUCAGUGGCUGCAAAUGGUAAAAAAGCAAAUUCCCUCUUGGGAGGAGGUACUUCAGGAUCAAAGAGAGAGUCUAAAACUACAAUGGCAGUAAAUUAUUCUGGAUUCAAAGUUCGAGAGCUAGGAAAGAUCCUCCAUCUGGCGUGGGCUCAAGAGCAAGGAUGCUUUGAGGGUUUUUGCAGUGCUGAUGCAGAAAAAUGUUGUGGAGCUGGCAAAGUGACAAAGCCAGCAGAAGAUCAAUUGCCAUCUGUUUCGCGUGGACUUGACUUAAAUGUUGUUUCUGUGCCUGAUUUGAAUGAAGAGCUGACUCCUCCAUUUGAGUCCUCCCGGGAUGAAGAUAAUGGUUGUACCUUGGAACAGGCUGUUGAAGCAGAUGAUGAUGCUGCUUCUCAUGACAUAAAGAAGAAUGGCUUAGCCAGAUCACAUGGUAGUGGAGAUUCGCAGACCUGGACUGGUGGGCCAAGUGGAGAAGUGCCAGCUGUUGAUUCCCGAGCAGAUUUGUGCAGGAAAAGGGCCCAUUCUAAUGAGGAGAUGCUUGACUGUGACAGCACUUUAAUAAACGGGUCACCAUUCCGUGUAUCCAAUGGCUCAGGUUGCUUGGAUGAAAACUUUGAGUACUGUGUAAAGAUAAUCCGAUGGUUGGAAUGUGAAGGUCACAUUAACCAAGAAUUCAGGUUGAAAUUGUUGACAUGGUUUAGUUUGAGAUCAACAGAACAAGAACGCAGAGUAGUCAACACGUUCAUCCAAACUUUGAUUGAUGAUCCUAGUAGUUUGGCAGGACAGUUGGUCGACUCCUUUUCCGAUAUUAUAUCCAGCAAGAGACCACGAAAUGGUUUCUGUAGCAAGCUGUGGCAUUAAAUUAGGGCAGGGUAUCCUAAAACACAGGAUUGCAAUUUGCUUCAAGAUUUUUUUCUCUCAGUGAAAAAAUUACCUCUGAUUGUUUUGCCGUUCUUUGUACAGGCAUUUUUUACUUGAUCACUUCAGGAAGUGAUCCAUUUAUGUUAGGGACAGGUUUGUCCAGCUAAAAGAUUGGUUGCUGAUUGCAGAGACGGUUGCAUUGUUAUUGAGGCCAGUGCCUUUUGGAUUUGAGGCUUCAUGCUGUAUAAGGUAUUUGUAUAUGAGGCUUCUUCCUUAUGAAGGCGUCAAAAAAUUUCGUAAAAAUGGUACUAAUUACAUCUGAAGCAGUAGACUCUAGUUAUGAAGAACAUCUAAUACUUAUAUGUGGAUACUGUUAUUAUUUUACCUUCUCUGAUUCAAAGAAGGCACCUUAAUUGAUUGCUGAAUUUAGUAGUUACAUUA